This is a messenger RNA of Mercenaria mercenaria, 1179 nucleotides long. Its product is annotated as complement C1q tumor necrosis factor-related protein 2-like. The coding region runs from base 50 to 727 and encodes 225 amino acids. Gene Ontology annotation, molecular function: protein binding. The transcript is spliced from 2 exons. The record is from RefSeq and is a predicted model, not a curated record. NCBI's taxonomy places the organism in Eukaryota, Metazoa, Mollusca, Bivalvia, Venerida, Veneridae.
GUAUGCUCAGUUGUUUUCCAUCGAAUAUUUCAAUAUCUUUAUAGAAACCAUGGAUGUGUUGUACGUUUUGUUUAUUAUUUCCAUAUGUGCUCUUCAAUUUUCGAAGUCCGUUGAAAGUGAGCAAUUUUGUUCAAAAUUUCCAUACGCCGAACAAACGCUAGAAAGAAUGCUACGAGUGGAAGCCAAAGUGGACCAAUGGGACAAAGAGAUGAAAAGAUUCGAGGAAGCUAUUCUGUCUGUCUUAGAACAUCGUAGAGACAAAACGGACAAACAACUACAAAAGCUGAGAGACGAAAUUGAAAAGAUGCAAGACGGGAGAAUGAGAAAUCAAUUUAUUGCAUUUAAUGCAUAUACAAAAGUCAGUGGAAAAUACCCUAUUGGCGAGGCUGUCAUAUUUCCGGAAGUCCUUCUAAAUGAAGGAGGAGGAUACAAUUCAACGACUGGACAUUUUACUGCACCUGUUGCCGGUCUUUAUCACUUCACAGCUCAUGUCUGCAAUCAAGACACCAAGGCUAUGGUAAUUUCUAUUAAGCAUGGAACAAACACAAUUGCUGUUGGCACAGAAUAUGAGGACAACAAUAGCAGUUGCAGUUCCCUCAGUGCACCAGCAUUAAUGAAAGCUGGGGAGAGUGUGUAUGUUAAAUCUACAUACGAACACAACUACAUGCAGUUUAAUGUAUAUCGACAACCGUCGUUUAUGGGUGUUUUAGUGCAGAGCCGCCAAUAGGUCGUUUUUGUGGAUGUUUUAGUGUAGAGCCGCAAAUAGGUCGUUUGUGGAUGAUUUAGUGUAGAGCCGCAAAUAGAACAACUGGGCUGUACGUACAUCUUUAUGCCAAGAAAAACGUGUUCAAACUGUUCGCUUGAAUGUUCUUAUGUAUUGUGAAAUCAUUUACCGUAUAAGUACUUUUUCUGCGGGAACUUUAUUUUUGCGUUUUCCGCGGAAGACAAUAAGACCGCAGAUUUAAAAUCCGCAGUUUUUGUCCUGACAUGCCGUGAUACGACGAUACAACCCGCCAUUAUAAUCCGGUUAAGUAUAAGACAAUGUCCGAUAGCGUUAUCGGCUUUUGUCCCACAUGUAGCCAAAGGCCGACGAAGCAAGUUGAAAAUUUAGUAGUAACGGUAAUAUAAUAGAAACGUUUUAUUAUUGUUUUUCUUUUGAAUAAACAAUAAUUAAAAUCA